This is a messenger RNA of Sugiyamaella lignohabitans, 2520 nucleotides long. It is a transcript of the gene SLP1, whose product is annotated as Slp1p. Bases 1 to 2520 code for a protein of 839 amino acids. Gene Ontology annotation, biological process: protein folding in endoplasmic reticulum. NCBI's taxonomy places the organism in Eukaryota, Fungi, Ascomycota, Dipodascomycetes, Dipodascales, Trichomonascaceae. The transcript has a single exon. Gene Ontology annotation, cellular component: membrane; cytoplasm. The record is from RefSeq and is a predicted model, not a curated record.
AUGAAUCUGAAAUUGAGAUAUAAAAGACGCAUUCGGAGUCUAGAAACUCUGGCGGGAAUUUUGACUAGGUUGACAGCAUUUAGUUUAGUUCUUGCGAAUUCAGAUGUUACAACUGCCGGCCAGGAAGGAAACACACUGGAUUUCAACAUUAUCGGGAAUCCAAAUUUAAAUUCAGAUCAGAAUACUUACUCAACACUGGAGAAAGGAGACGCUUUGCUCGCUGAGUCACCUUCUUUGUCUCUACCUUCAAAAGGGUCGGAACUAGAUGCAUCAUUGCUGGCGGUCACGGACUCGGCUCCACAGUCAACGUCUACCAUUCAUAUCUCAACUCAGAUCAGAAGUUUGGAUACGCAACAGGACUCCAUAGCAAAUUUCUCUGUUCCCUCAAAAUUGUCCGACAUCAGCUAUAGUCAAUCUUCAACAGUAUCGGUCUCCCCAGCUAUUACACCAUCCUCCUCUGCAACCAGCAGUACCGAUGAAUCUACGACGCGUCGAACUGAACAGUUAAUGGAUGAAGAAAUCGAUCAAUUUCUAUCAUUUGAAGAAUGGAGAAAAUUAAAUCUUGAAAAAUCUGGGCAAUCCGAGAAGGAUCUAAUUCCUCGGCAGCAACAGCAAAACGAUCUACACCAAAAUAUGAAGCGCCCAGCACAAUAUGAUGGCAACUUCAUUGGGGACGAAUUGGAAAUAGAAAUGGAUCUAUUUAAAAGAUCAUCUGAUGGCAAAGAGUCUAAUGAUCCUAAAUCAGAAGGAAAGCUGUAUAAAACACGGUUUAAUUACGCAUCGUUUGACUGCGCUGCCACCAUAGUGAAGUCAAACUCGCAUGCAAAGGGUGUUAGCAACAUCCUUAGCGAAAACAAAGACUCAUACCUCAUAAAUAAGUGUUCAGAAUCGAACAAAUUUUUCAUUAUUGAGCUCUGUCAAGAUAUACUUGUUGAUCAAGUGUCUAUGGCUAACUAUGAAUUCUUCUCAUCUAUGUUUCGAAGAAUACGAAUAUCAGUUGCAGACCGGUUUCCGGCUCCAGAGUCGUCUUGGAAAGUUCUCGGUGAAUUUGAAGCGCAAAGUGUGAGAGAUAUCCAGUCUUUUGACAUCACCAACCCAUUAAUUUGGGCUCGAUACCUUCGAGUCGAGGUGUUAUCACACUGGGGACAUGAAUAUUAUUGCCCUGUAUCGCUUGUUAGAGUUCACGGAACCACGAUGAUGGACGAAUAUAAGAACCAAGACGGAGCAGAGAGAGACAAGAAGGCCGAUGAUGAUAGAGCAACACCGGUGGUAGAUAAUAAAAGUAAUGCUGUAUCGUUUCCAGAAUCCUUACACUCGACUCUGAACCGAUAUUCUUCGCCAAUUCCAUCCUCCAUAGAUGAUAUUGUUUCCACCACUAGUGUUUUCGUAGCGAAGACUUUGGAGCCCAAUGCAUAUUCUAUUGAUUCGCUGUCACAAUUGUCGUCUCCUGAGCCCUCCGUGGGUUCCGAGCACAGGUCUGUUGAGGCUGUGGAUCCAGAUGAAUCUAAUAGUGGUAUCUGUGAACCGGGCUAUAAAAGCAUCGAGAACACAUAUGAUCAGCUUCGAGUCUUCUAUCCUGGCCAUUUAAUAUCACCUCUUGUGUUGAACGAAUCUUGUCAAUGGGAUGACUAUAUGAAUAACCAUAGUAUACAGUUACAAAAUGGGAAUGCGAGCAGUGAUUCCAUAAUUCAAGCAAGUGAGUCGGUUGUCCAACAUGAUGUCACCACGCCAAGCACUCCAAAAACACAAGAUUCUAUUUAUCAAACUAUCAUGAAGAGACUUUCGUUGUUAGAAUCAAAUACCACCCUAUCACUUCAGUAUGUGGAAAUGCAAAGUCAAAGUUUGAGAGAACUUCUGGUUAAAAUUGAGAAGAGGCAGAGUACUAGGAUUGAAAACUUUUUUGAAGAAUUUAAUCGAACUGUUACGGAACAAAUAAGGUCCUUUCAAUUUCAAUACAGUCGCCUUUUGCUAUCAACUGUGGACGAAAUGGAAGCCCAAAGACACCGUACAGAAGAGGAUGUCUUGUCUUUGAGCACAAGAUUGUCGCUGAUAGCUGAUGAACUGGUCUAUCAAAAGAAACUAAGCAUUGCACAAGCCGUGAUUUUGUUGGUUGUGCUGAUAUUUGUUAUUGCGACUAGAACUACUCCAAUCGAUUCCUCGCUGGCCAUGGCUGUGCACGGGAACCAAGCUGGUAUACGUGAUCUCUGGAAGCUAUCAAACAGCAUGAGAUCUCCGACGCGGGUUCUUUCACCAAAGCGCAACUUCGACCGGAGUCAUCAUCGGGUAGCUAGCACGAGCUCGGCCGAGUGGUACGAUGAAGUUUACAGCGAUCGUGACUAUGAGAACACUGAGAAUCUGACUCAACAUUUGGCAUCAAACAGCACAACUCCAAGGAAUAAACAUCGGCAGGUAAAUGAGUUUCCCUUUCCCACAUUUUCAAGUUCUCCUCGGCCUCGUAGUUUACAGGACAUGAACUUCAAUGAUUCAGAGACUGACAAUGACACACUAUCACCCAACUAA